This is a messenger RNA of Myxocyprinus asiaticus (Chinese sucker), 4483 nucleotides long. RefSeq names its product serine/threonine-protein kinase DCLK1-like. The transcript is spliced from 16 exons. The coding region runs from base 344 to 2605 and encodes 753 amino acids. Gene Ontology annotation, biological process: protein phosphorylation; intracellular signal transduction. Gene Ontology annotation, molecular function: ATP binding; protein kinase activity. Lineage: Eukaryota; Metazoa; Chordata; Actinopteri; Cypriniformes; Catostomidae. The record is from RefSeq and is a predicted model, not a curated record.
UCGCUCAUUUUCAUUCAUUGAGACUUUCCCCCUUCCAGGAAUACGACAAAGGCAGAGCUUGCUGAAGGUUUGCAUUGAAAUGAGGGCUGGUCCAAUGUAAAUAAGUGCGAAAAGGCAGACAGACACCGGCUGCAGCCCAUCCUCCCCAUCCAGCAGAGCACUGGAGUAGGACCAGCGCGCACAAAGAAGUGCAAAUUAUUCUCUACUUUUGCUCUUAAAAAGCACAACCAGCGUCCUCUGGAAGAGAUGACAAGUCAUUAAAUGGUGUGGUAUCAUAUCGACUGUGGUCAUCGGAUAUAUAAACGCGUUAAAGUAAGAUAUACAACUAGCCACUAGUGUUGAGAUGGAGUUGGAGCAUUUCGACGAACGGGACAAAGCACAAAGAUACAGCCGUGCGGGUUCACGGGCGAACGGCCUUCCCAGCCCCACGCACAGCGCCCACUGUAGUCUGUACCGAACCCGGACCCUGCAAGCUCUGAGCUCAGAGAAGAAAGCCAAGAAGGUCCGGUUCUACCGCAAUGGAGACCGCUACUUCAAAGGGAUUGUGUACGCUAUCUCCAACGACAGAUUCAGAUCUUUUGACGCUCUGCUAGCAGACCUUACCCGCUCUCUAUCAGAUAAUGUCAAUCUGCCCCAGGGGGUGCGGACCAUUUAUGCCAUUGAUGGAUCCAAGAUUACAAGCAUGGAGCAGCUGGUGGAAGGGGAGAGCUAUGUGUGUGGAUCCAUUGAGCCUUACAAGAAUUUGGAAUACACCAAGAACGUCAACCCCAACUGGUCAGUUAACGUCAGGACCAGUCCCUCAGCACAAGCGCCCACCUCUCUGGCCAGCGCCAAAACCGGCUCCUUAGAAACCAAGGAUAACAAAGAUUUCAUCCGGCCCAAGCUAGUGACCAUAAUCCGCAGCGGGGUGAAGCCUCGAAAAGCUGUCCGCAUCCUUCUCAACAAGAAAACGGCCCACUCCUUUGAACAGGUUCUCACGGACAUUACUGACGCUAUCAAACUUGACUCGGGGGUCGUCAAGAGGCUGUAUACAGUGGAUGGUAAACUGGUGACGUGCCUUCAGGACUUCUUUGGUGAGGAUGAUAUAUUUAUUGCCUGUGGCCCAGAGAAAUUCCGCUACCAGGAUGACUUCUUGUUAGAUGACAGUGAGUGCAGAGUGGUGAAAUCACAGUCCUACGGCCGCAUUUCUUCCAUGCAGGGCCGCUGCUCUCCUCGCAGUGGUGGAACUUCGAGAAGGAGCAAGUCUCCUGGUUCCAGCAGCUCAGCUAACGGAACAGCAGGCAGUCAGCUGUCCACUCCACGAUCAGGCAAAUCUCCCAGUCCAUCUCCAACCAGUCCAGCCAGUUUGAGGAGACGAAGGGGCUCCCAGCAUAGUGGAUCCUCCCUUUCUCUGGCCUCCACCAAGGUUUGCAGCUCCAUGGACGAGGGUGAUGGACCAGGCAGUGAAGCUGAGUUGAUGGAGGAUUGUCCUCAGGUUCCUGCCUCCAUUGCAGAGAGGUACAAGGUAGGGAGGAUGAUUGGGGAUGGGAACUUCGCCGUGGUCCGAGAAUGUAUGGAGAGAUCCACAGGCCGAGAAUAUGCUCUGAAGGUCAUCAACAAAAGCAAAUGCAGGGGGAAGGAACACAUGAUCCAGAAUGAGGUAUCUAUACUUCGGAGAGUGAAGCAUCCAAACAUUGUUCUACUGAUUGAGGAAAUGGACACUUAUAACGAGCUCUACCUUGUCAUGGAGCUAGUAAAGGGCGGUGACCUCUUUGAUGCCAUCACCUCCUCAAACAAGUACACGGAGCGGGACGCCAGCGGCAUGCUGCAUAACCUGGCCAGCGCUAUCAAAUAUCUGCACAGCCUUAACAUUGUUCACCGCGACAUCAAACCUGAGAAUCUCCUGAUUUAUGAGCACCAGGAUAGAAGCAAGUCUCUGAAGCUUGGGGAUUUUGGCUUGGCAACAGUUGUAGAUGGACCUCUCUACACUAUAUGUGGCACCCCAACUUAUGUAGCUCCAGAGAUCAUUGCAGAGAUGGGGUAUGGCUUGAAGGUUGAUAUCUGGGCGGCUGGGGUCAUAACGUACAUACUCCUUUGUGGGUUCCCUCCAUUCCGUGGAAGCACAGAUGAUCAAGAAGCUCUUUUUGAUCAGAUUCUGAUGGGACAGCUGGAUUACCCUCCUCCAUACUGGGACAAAGUAUCAGAAUCUGCAAAGGGGCUUAUAACCUGCAUGCUACAGGUUGAAGUCGACGAGAGGUACACAGCUCUACAGGUGCUAGACCAUCCCUGGGUCAAUGAUGACAGAAUGUUGGAGAAUGAGCACCAGUUGUCUGUGGCUGGCAAGAUUAGAAAACAUUUCAACACAGGUCCCAAACCCAACAGCAGCACAGCAGGGGUUUCUGUCAUAGCAACCACCCCUCUUGAUAAGGAGAGGCAGGUUUUCAGACGAAGAUGCAACCAGGAUGUGAGAUCCGCAGCUCCACGUACCACCCGGAGCACCUUUCCCUCCAGCCUUACCACCUGCGCCUCUGGCCCCACCCUCUCCUCGGUUGAUUUCACCUCGGAGUCUGAAGAAAUUUCUCCCAGCUCAGCCGACACGGUCCGCUCUCCCACCUCACCAUUUUAACACCUCACACAUGAUAAAGUGAAGGAAACCUAAGUGUGAAUGAAACUAGAUGACAAAAUAAUGGUUUGUUAAGUCUUUCAUUAAGUAUUGAAAUAGAAGAACAGCAGAAAGCACAACAGGAUUGAUUGUUGUGAGGCACAUGCAUAUGUUUUUUUCUAUAUCGAGUUUGGUUACAUUAAAUGAGUGUAUCGAGUUUGGUUACAUUAAAUGGAUGGCGGAUAGGUGGAACUGGAAUAGUGGUUUUCUCUGCUUAAAAUCUGUGAGGGUGAACCAGAGUUAAUAUGAAAUCUCACACUUUUCAGCAAUUUAUUGUAGUUUUUCAUUUCAUCUUCAGAAAAACAUAGUUUUCUCUUCAUCAAAAUUAAAGUUUGGUGCUAAAUGACUCUGAGAUAGUUAAACCAUUAUGUUUAGACCAUCUGCCUUUACAUGUAUGUCCUAGUAAUAAGCCCCCUCUAUUUUUAUGCCCUCUAGUGUUGAAUAAAGGGUAACGUAGCUAUUCAUCCCUCACUGUUCAAGUCAUGACAUAAAUUAGUCAGGAAGGCUUUAAAAAACAUGUCAGACAUCUAAACAUUACCUUUUAUCCCUGUAGUAAACCUGGGAUGUCUUAUCAGCAUCUUUUCUUUUUGUGACAAAAUCUUGUAUGUGGGUUUCUACCUUUUGUAUAAACUUUUAAAUAUUUUUUAAAAAUAUUUUAGGUUUGGACAUUUAUUUCAACCUAAUAACCUAUAUUUGCAUAUUUAAACAUUUCCUCUCAGAGCAUGUUUUGAUUUCUGUCUGUUAGGCCUUAUAAUGUUCUUUAUAAAAUGUGUGUAAUGCCUGUAUAGUGUUUAUGUUGCUAUAAGAAGUGCUAUAGGUGCUGAUAAAUCACAAAGAAAAUUACUAGAAACUCAGUCAUUUCUUCGUCAGUAAGUUAGGUUCUGUCAAUACCACAUGAGUCAUGAAUAUACAUUUAUUGUACAGCUGCUUCCCUGAAUCAUUAAUUCUCACAGUACUAAUUGUACAUGAGAGAAUGGAAUGAACGAAAAAUAGCUACUAGAUUAGCUUGUUAGUUAUUCAAAAGUGUAACAAACUGGAAAAUAAAGGCGCAUUAACAUGUCAGGAUAUUUUGGCAAAGCUUUUAGAUAAUUGUCUUUUUUAUUGUUGAAUGUAAGGAUCUCACUUGUUUAGUGAGCAUCUGCAGCCUUUUGGGUUCAGCAGUGACAUGAUUAGGGGAAACAAAUGUAUCUUUAUGUUUUGUAAUGCAGUGUCCAAACAAGAGAAUGAUAGGUAAUGUUUUAUAAGGUGAAGACAAAUAUAUAUAUAUAUAAUAAUAGAUAAAUAAAUAAAUAAAUAAUGCAUACAUAUUUCAAUAACUAUUCACUUUUUGCAUUAAGAUUCGUAAAACACUUCCUAAAAUUUAAAUCUGUUUAUAAAAAAUUAGAUGGCUAACUAAGCAUCGUUUGACAGAGUGUUCAUUAUCAUAAGUAAUGUCAUAAUGAGAAUAAUUUAUCCAUAACCGUUCAAAUGCACAGAAAUUCUAAAACUUUAAUUUUGUGCAUUAUUAUUAUAAAAGGUGCACAAUAAGGUUCUAUGUGUUAACAUUGUUUAAUUUAUGAGAUAUCAAGAACUGACAAUGAACAAUAUUUGAAAUAGCAUUCAUUAAUCUUCAUUAAUAUUAAUUUAUAAAUACACAAUUGUUCGUUGUUAUUUCAGUGCAUACAUAUACAAGUUUUAAAAAUGCAAUAAGGUUAUAUUUGUUAACAUUAUUUAAUGCAUUAGUUAUCAUGAACUAACAAUGAUCGAUAUUUUUACAGCAUUUAUUAAUCUUGGGUAAUGGAUAAAUAUACAAUUGUUAAUUGUUAGUUCAUAAUGCUUGAACUAUUGUAACAAUAACAUGUA